This is a messenger RNA of Thamnophis elegans (Western terrestrial garter snake), 6032 nucleotides long. It is a transcript of the gene TSC22D3, whose product is annotated as TSC22 domain family member 3. The coding region runs from base 4857 to 5291 and encodes 144 amino acids. NCBI's taxonomy places the organism in Eukaryota, Metazoa, Chordata, Lepidosauria, Squamata, Natricidae. The transcript has 3 exons. The record is from RefSeq and is a predicted model, not a curated record. Gene Ontology annotation, biological process: regulation of transcription by RNA polymerase II.
AGACCUCUGCGUCCUUUUUGACGGCUUCCUCGCUGGGGCCCCGCGCAGGACUUCUCCCUAUUCGCUUGCCCUGCAAAUGCAGCCGGAGCCGUCCUGGGUGAGGAGGGGGGAGGGCACAGGGGCCGGCGUUGCCCGGGCUCCGGGCCUACCACCCGUGGGCAGCCAGGGGCGCUGAGAAGAGGCCGGUCUCCCCAUCUCUAUCAGCCUGUGCAAGGGGAAGAAGCGGCCCGAUGAUUCCAGGCGGGAGCUUAAGUUGAACCUGGCAGGUGUCCGAGAGGACUUUGCCCUGGGAGCGCCCGCGGGCGGCUUGUGGCUGACCAGAGACAGUCCCGCCUUGGGCAUCAUUGCAGAGAAGUGGGCAGGGCCUUUUUCCCAGGAAAAAAAAGGGGGGCAUCUCUGCAGGUCCUGUGUUGGUUGCCUACUGCGGGGGAGGCAGGUCGUCUCGUGACAGGGUGCGCCUGGCAGGCUGGGUGAGGCUCCCUCCCUCUGGUCUUGGGGGAGGAUUCCAGGCUGGGUGCUGCCAGGAGCAGAUGGGGUGAAGGAAAUGGCAGUGGACAAGCUCCAGUCGGGCUGCCCCUCUGCCUCAAGCACCACCCCCCACCCCCAAUUGGGAGUCAGCCUCCCUCAACCCUCAGGGCACCUGAGAAUUCUCAGGUGUUUCCUCUGAGAGCUGAUGCAUUGCCCACCCCCCUCCAUUGAUCACAUGGGCCAGCCAGGGAUUGUGCUGGCAGGCGGGCACAGGGAGUGUCCUGGGAUGAGCUUGUCGGCCAGCGGUUGUGUUUGUUUGUGUGGGGGGCUGCUCAGGUGAGCAGGGCCUCUCCUGCUUCCUCUGCUUCGCCUGAGAAGAUCCUGGCAACUUUUCCUCCCAAAUGUGCAACCAUUGGACCUGGCAGGAAAAUGUGCCACCCCCUUCUUUUGCCCUUUCUAGGGCGUGCAAGGGGGAAGGUCCCUGCUGAGGGGAAGGGGCUGCCAAUUCUGGAGAGACCCAGCUGUCCGCAGACCUUCAGGCCAGAGGUACGGCUCCUGGGUUCAUUGAUUCUCUCAUGGAGCUUGGCUGCAUUCGGUCUCUGCUCGGCCUUCUGGUCCCGUUUCCCUAAGCAGCGCCCAGAGUCUCUCCCUGCACCAAGCAGUGCUUCGGGAAAUUGGGCCAGAACAGGUGGUUCCGUUUCAGAAGCUUAGAACCUCUGCUGGUUUGGUGGCAACCCCUGACUGGGCUCCUUUGAACCCCUCAGGUACCGCUGAGGACGACGACAACUACCAGGACCGAAUUGGAUCAAAGGGAGAUGGGGAGUUGGAGAUGGGCAGAGGCUUUGCAGUCAAGGGGCGUGGAAGUUCCGUGGUUGCGAUGGAGUUGGACAGGACAGUUGCUUGCUCCCUUCAGAGGGAGCGGUGUGUUUGGGAGCAUUGAGUUGUCCUAUCCACUUUUCUCGGUCAGGGAUUGUGAGGAUGGCAGGCGUCCAGAUGUGAGAUGGGAGAGUUUGUUGCAGGCGUUAGCACAACGGGCAUAGCUACUUUUGGGGAAGGUAACGGUGGCCUUAACUGGUACCUGGCUCAAGGCAAUUGGACUUCCACAUGGGGAAAUACAUGGCCUUCUGUGUUGCUUCUUCUGCUGGGCACCCAACUGGAAGAUGCAUCUCCCAGAUUCCCUCUCCAUCCAGCUCUCUUGACUGGACUGUGCUGGGAGGGGCGGUGAGCACCACUCCCGGGGCCCACAUUAUUCCAAAGGGACAGGACUCUGCAGUAUCCCCUCAGCUGAAUGAAGAGCCCUUCACCAUGGUACUCACAGCUGGCAGGUUUAACUGGAAUGGGACCAGUGGUGCCAGAGAAGGGACCACUCAGCUGGUGAGCCAUGAGGAGUAGCUGGCCUCGUGUUCAUCACCCAUUCAUCCCUAAAGCCUCCAGGAUGGGGGCUCAUCGAAAUGGGAAUGCUGAUUCCACAUGGAGCCCACAUGGAUUUCAGGGGGGGAAGCAAAACAGCAAAAGCUCCGUGCCUUUCGAUACGUGCAUGGAAGCAUGGAGCCCUUUAUGGAUGCCAGAGGCCUCGGGCACAGGGAGCGGAUCCUUGAGCUUAAAAGUCAAGCAGAAGCAGAAGUGAAUGCCGGCUACUUCCUAGGGAAGAAGCUGGGAUGGCCUAGGAUUUGGGGAGGUGGGAGGCCGGCCAAAAGAUAGUACAGAAAAGUAGUUUUUACAAAUCUUGGCUCGUUGCAAGGGGCGAGCGGCGGGGAGGUGGGCAUUUUCCUCAGGCCCUUUUCCAACAUGGUUCCAACACCAGUGCCCCACAACUCACAAUGCUGUUGCUGCUCUGUCCCCAGGGAAGUUGGCAACUUCUAGGCCUGCCAGCUGCCUGGACAGAGGGCCAUUUCUCAUUGCUCCCCAGGAGCCCCCCAACCCCCUAAUGCUCUCCUUAUUUCACAGCCAGUUUAGUGGGCCAGCAGAUAGAGCAGCCAAGGGCUGGUAGCUGCUAAGGGAGAAUUCCCCCCCACCACCACAAACUCUGCGUUGUGAUAUGAUCCAGGACAAGAAGCUCAUCAAAACGUGGGGCGCUCUUCUGCAUAAGCCAGUUCUGGGCCCCAAAGAGUGGCUGAAAGUCAGGGAGUGCUGAUCCGAUCCAGAGCCUGGAUUCGCAGUCCCAUCAUAUGCUAAGCCAGAUCAUCUUUCCUGAUUGGCAAGCGAUGAUUUGUGGCUGAGUGUGCAUUACGAGGGUGAGCAGCAUGCGAUUCUGUGUGUGAAUGCAGACAACAGAAGCACAGGCCCACUCUCUUGUGGGGGCCCUUUCCUUCCUGGCCUUUGUAUUUCCCCUUCAGGAACUCCCAUGAAGGGGCGGCUGGCCUCCUCCAGGGAUGUGCUCCCCACCCCCCACUCCUGCCUUGAAGCUGCACAGAUCUUCCAGGCACCAGGAAGGGGGCUGCAGAAACCCACCAGCCAAAAUGUACCACCAUCCAGGUGUAUUCAAGUGGUACCAAUAAAGUUCCAGUGUAAACAACAACACCUGGGAAGAUGUCCAGUGCCCUGAUUUGAAAACAAACCUUUAAGACUACACCUUUGCUGACAAGAUAGUGUAGCUGGGGGGGGGGGUGUUAACUGCUUCCCGGGCAGCAUAUGUGCAAUGCUCCCUAGGUAGCCCCUUUGAGCUCUUUUUGCCCUUUCGAAGAGUCUCAUUUUCGAUCCUUGGAAGGAACAGGAUUGAAACAGGGACUCCCCCUGUCCCACCUCCUACUCCUGAGGGAGUAGCUUCCUUUUAGGUAACCUAGUUGCAGGGGUCCAGGAGAAAAGAGGGUGGGCCUGCUGCCCCCCCCCUUCAUAGCCUGAACAGUGUGGAGGCGGAAGGGAAUCCCUUCUGGUUCCCAGACUGUGGAGAGAGAGAGCACAAGGCAGCCAUGUGCUGCAUGCCCCGCCCAGGCCAUGCGCUGGCGUGCCAGUAAGCCCAGGACUGGGAGUUCUGCCAAGGCCUCCAUCAAAGGGAGUGGUCGCCGAGCAGCUGGAAACGGAGCCCGCCAGCAAGUCCUUGCUCUGAGACAAGCGGGGGAAGAGAGGCUGGUUUGAUAACGGUUGGCACAGCCGCUGCUUCCCCCUGGAAAACCACCUCGCCCCCCCCCACCUCCCUGGAGCUGCUGUGCCCUCCAGCCCCUUCACUGCCAGAGAGCACCGAGCAGAAGGGGUGUUCUGCCCUGCAGAGAACUCAAAGGCCUUGGUCUGUUCACCUGCCCCCUUAGGUCCUCUUGCAGUGCCAAAGGAAAGAGGCAGCUGUGCCUGCUGCCAUGCACACCCCCAUCCGAGGGUGGCCUGCCUGGGGGGGGGCUCCCUUCCCCUUUGCACCUGCCCACUGCUGCUUCCUGGGCCAGGAGGCGGCUGUAAGGGAGAAGACAAGUUUUUGAAGACCCUCAGAGCCAGGGGGAGCUCUCUCUUCCUGCAGGCAGAAGCGGGAGGGAGCACACAGGUCUCCCUCAGGGAUCAGAGUGCUGCUGCUUGGCUCACCCCCGCCCUCUGCCCUCGCCCAGUCGCAACAACAACAUGUUUGGGUGGCUUCUUACAUAAGUGCCAACCUCGACCUAAUUCCCUGCUGCGCUUGAGCAAUGCUUUGCAUUUCUGACUCAAGCCUCCAUUUUUGCAACGACUUUGCUAGCAGCCAAGGCAGGUUAAAGGGGGCGGCAGCGGUUGCCAGGGCUUUGCAAGAGGUCGGACGUGGGAAUCCGGGAGGGGUGGAUAAGCGGGUCUUCCCUUUGCGGAGGGGAGGAGAGCUGCGUUCUCCCGUAGGGCCUCCUGCAACCGCGGGACAUGCCUCCGAGUCCACACGGGAGGAGGGUGAAGCCAACUUGCGCCCCCCAUCCCACCCCGGCCCUGCAAAGGAAGCUCUCCGCUUUCCUGGACUAAGGCCAAGCGGGGCCCGGUCUGGAGCCGCAGAAACGGGAAAAGGGAAGCAGCGCUGCUUCCGCUAACGUCGCGGGGCAGCUUAGCGCCAAGCAGGGUCUUCAACCGGGUGCCCCACAGAUGCUUUGGCCCCCCAUUUGCAGCCGCCCUCCCCUCACUUGCGCCGGGGACUGCAGCUCCCCCGCGGCUGAUGCAGCUGGAAAGAGCUGCGCGUCUCUCCCGGCGGGGGAGGGGGGGGCUGGCGAAUGCGGGGCGGGGCCGGAGCGUCUGGAUCGCAGCCAAGCCUCCGGGCGCAGCUGCGCGCGGUCCCGGCAGGAGGGGCGUGGCCUCAUUUGCAUAGCACCUCUGAGCCCAUGUGACGUGGGGAGCGCCGCCCUAUAUAAGGCGGGCGGGUGCCGAAAUAGCCGCAGCUCUUUCUCCCCGUCGCGGCGUUGUUGUGUUGUUGGUCCGUCCUCUUCCCUCGGGCUCUCCGCGCGCUCGUCCCCGCCAUGAGCACAGGCCUCUACCCGCUCCCGAUGGAGGUGGCUGUCUACCAGCUGCACAACUUCUCCAUCUCCUUCUUCUCCUCCUUACUGGGGGCGGACGUGGUGUCGGUCAAGCUAGACAACAGCGCGUCCGGGGCCAGUGUGGUCGCCAUCGACAACAAGAUCGAACAGGCCAUGGACCUGGUUAAGAAUCACCUGAUGUUCGCGGUGCGGGAGGAGGUGGAAGUGCUCAAGGAGCAGAUCAAAGAACUAGCCGAGAAGAACUCCCGCCUGGAGCGGGAGAACCACUUGCUGAAGAACCUGGCUAGCCCCGAGCAGCUGCAGAAGUUCCGCUCCCAUCUGCCCUGCCUGGAGGCUCCAGGGACCCCCGAGAUGAAGACGUCUACAAGCCAAGGGACGGCUGCCCCGGCCCAACACAGGGCGAGCUCUGCGGUGUAAGGUGGCUCUGUCCAUGGGGUGGGCAGAGCCACGGAACUCUUACAACUUGAUCUCCAAGCGAAUGUGGUUUCCUGGCAUCUCCUUUGGAGGACUCCAGAGGGGGCCCUUCACCUGCGGGCCCCUUCCUUGGGUUGGCCCAGAGACUCUCCCGAGAGAGAAAUAAAAGGAGCAAGGCUGUAUUGGAGUUGCUAAUGGGCCCCGGGGGCUGCUCCUGCAGGAGGCCCCCGGUUGGCUUCCCCACGAGAGCGCCCCUAGAGGAGAGACUCUGCUAAAGGUGGGGGGGGCAAAGACAGCUGGUUUACAAGAACCCCCGCUGGAGGUUUUCUUCAAGCAGCGCAGAGGAAAGGCAGCCCCCCCCACCUCUCCUGGGAUAGGAACAGGAGCUCCUGGUGGGCUGGCAAGGCUUCACCCUUGUGCCUCACUGGCCCUCUCACUCCCAGACCGCCUGAGCAGGCUUUUGACAAGCUAGAAUGAGUAUUGGAAGCCAGGAGGGUCUUCUCCUGCUGGGGUGUGUCCACUGACUUUUAUAUACUGACGACAGCCUCCCCUGUGUGGGGGGGACACUUUAUGUUCCCUGCAGCCCCUGGAUCUGUUGAUGGGCACCAAAAGAGGAUCACCAGGGGGAGCUAGAGGAGAUGGGCUCUCACAUCCCACCUGGAGUGGGGGAAGCUUGCUUAUGUAGUGCACCCUGAGGAUGGGUGCAUAGUGAGAUAACGCAAUAAAUUUUGUUGUAUACACCUG